Molecule: messenger RNA, 984 nt
Organism: Arthroderma uncinatum
Lineage: Eukaryota; Fungi; Ascomycota; Eurotiomycetes; Onygenales; Arthrodermataceae
Product: tRNA-intron endonuclease
Exons: 1
Coding region: 1-984 (327 amino acids)
Biological process (GO): tRNA splicing, via endonucleolytic cleavage and ligation; tRNA-type intron splice site recognition and cleavage
Cellular component (GO): tRNA-intron endonuclease complex
Molecular function (GO): tRNA-intron lyase activity; nucleic acid binding
Source: RefSeq, a predicted model, not a curated record
AUGGACAACAAACCCUGCCCAGCUGCAGGAGAAGAACCGGAGCUUCCAAUUCCAAUAUCUUUAAUAUCAGGCCAUUAUUUCCUAUUUUCGAUUGAUGCAGUAACAUACCUACGCCGAGAAUAUAACAUCUGCGGCGUCCUUGUAGGGACCCUGCCACAGGUCCCGCAGCAAAAUGUAUUCCUAGGACUGCCGCUGGAGUUGAUGCCCGAGGAAGCUAGACUACUGGUAGAGAAAGGAGUGGCCUACGUCAUCGACGAUGCCCAAGGUCAUGCUCAGGGUAUUAAAUAUCUGCGCGAGGAGGAUAAACAACGGUAUCUGCGCGACUUAGAACAAGACGGGCGCCAGGCCACCCUUGUUCUAGCGAGUAAGAAGGCAGAAAGAAGGGAAGUAGCACUGAAAAAGCAGAAAGCCAAACAGGUAAAGAAAUCGAAGCGAAGCACGGAUCCCACCGAGAAAACAGGAAUAGAGAAUAACGCACCAUCAUCAUCACACGCAGAGUCGGACGCUGAGGAUGAUGAGCUUCUAUUCGCACCUCCCAAGAAACUAGUCGCUGGAGAGGAUGAUGAUGUUGCUUCGUCUAGAGCCUCUACCGGCGGUGGAGAGCAGAUAUUAGAAGUCACUCCUGCUACAUCCCAUGGCCUAUUCCCCAUGGCUCCUCAAGAUCCGCCAUAUCUUCCGGUAGCCCCUUCUUCAUACCCUCUCUUUGCUCAUUUACAUUCACAGGGAUACUUCCUCUCCCCUGGGCUUCGGUUUGGCUGCCAAUAUAUGGCUUAUCCAGGCGAUCCGCUACGGUUCCACUCUCAUUUUCUCGUGGUUUCUACCGAGUGGGAUGAGGAAUUCGAUCUCAUGGAUCUAGUUGCUGGGGGGCGCUUGGGAACUGGCGUGAAAAAAGGGUACCUUAUCGGCGGUGCUGAAAAGCCCGAUCACGAUGGAGAGUCCGGGCAGUCUGUGAGGACGUUCAGUCUUGAAUGGGCCGGAAUGUGA